Molecule: messenger RNA, 3749 nt
Organism: Cyprinodon variegatus (sheepshead minnow)
Lineage: Eukaryota; Metazoa; Chordata; Actinopteri; Cyprinodontiformes; Cyprinodontidae
Gene: wdtc1
Product: WD and tetratricopeptide repeats 1
Exons: 16
Coding region: 552-2558 (668 amino acids)
Biological process (GO): negative regulation of fatty acid biosynthetic process
Cellular component (GO): Cul4-RING E3 ubiquitin ligase complex; cytoplasm
Molecular function (GO): protein binding
Source: RefSeq, a predicted model, not a curated record
GUCUGGCGGAACUAGGCUGAUUACCUGAGAGAGCAGGUUUGUGUUCAACUUAGAAAGGGUAUUUCUGCGAUUCCCGUCAAACUCAACGUCUUUUUGUCAUCUUUGUUAAACAGACAGCAUUUGACAGAAGUGUUUUAACGGAAAGAAAACCGAGGAGAUCUAUUAACUUCCCGCAUUCUGUCAUGAAAUCUUUGCGGAUGUUUACCUUACAUGAACUGGACGUUUUGUUUGGCUAGCAAGGUAGCUGCAAUGCGCUAACACCAGCUGUUCUGUUACGGACAAGGCUCUUAGAGGCCCGGUUUAAACGGGAAUAAAGGGUUUUGUGAAGCGAACAGCGGUGUAACCUUUAGAAAAGCUGGUGUUUCGUGGCAAACGGAGGCUUGUUGCUGAAGUGGUAAACAGUAGCUCCCCAGCUAAUGUCCUCGUUUUACUGGAUUUCUGGAGUAGGAGCUUAACGCUCGUCUCUUCGACACUAAAUUCAGUUGCCUCUUCCAGCCGUAGAUGCCCUCUGAGUGACUCCAGGAACCUGUUUUCUGCUUUGCUGUGAGGCCAUGGCUGCUGCCAACAUCACCAGGGAGAUUCUGCACAGGCAGAUCAGGGACAAGAGGACGUCUGGCUUUCAGAGGUGUUUUCAUGUCACCGAUCCCUUUAUUAAAAGACUUGGAUUGGAAGCUGAACUUCAGGGCCAUACCGGCUGUGUGAACUGUUUGGAAUGGAACGAACAAGGAGAUCUGCUGGCUUCAGGCUCAGAUGAUCAACAUGCCAUCAUCUGGGAUCCAUUCAGACAUAAGAAGCUCACAACCAUGCACACGGGUCAUGCUGCGAAUAUAUUUUCUGUUAAGUUCCUCCCUCACACUGGGGACAGGAUCUUGGUAACAGGUGCAGCCGACACAAAGGUCCAUGUCCACGACCUGACCGUGAAGGAAACCAUCCAUAUGUUCUCUGAUCACACUAAUAGAGUGAAACGUAUCGCCACGGCACCAAUGUGGCCCAACACCUUCUGGAGUGCUGCAGAGGAUGGCAUCAUCAGACAGUAUGAUCUGCGCGAGAACAGUAAACACUCUGAGGUUCUGAUUGACCUGACAGAGUUUUGUGGGCAGUUGGCUGAGGCCAAGUGCCUCGCAGUGAAUCCGCGGGACAAUAACUACCUAGCAGUGGGAGCCAACGGGCCUUUCGUUCGCCUCUAUGACAUCAGGAUGAUUCACAACUACAGGAAAUCUAUGAGUCAGAACACUUCAGCGGCUGUGCAAACGUUCUGUGACAGGCAGAAGCCCAUCCCAGAUGGGGCUGGGCAGUACUAUAUAGCAGGCCAUCUGCCAGUGAAACUCAGAGACUACAACAACCGCCUGAGGGUCCUGGUGGCCACCUAUGUUACCUUCAGCCCCGAUGGCACAGAGCUGCUUGUGAACAUGGGUGGAGAACAGGUCUAUCUUUUUGACCUGACGUCAAAGCAGAGGCCAUAUACCUUUGUGCUUCCAAAACUGUGCCAGUCAUCAGCAGACGUCCAGAAUGGAAAGACAACCAACGGCGUCUCCAAUGGCAUUCAUUUACCACCGGGCCACAUUCACUUUUCUGAAAGCAAAACGCAGUCCAGCUCUGCUGAGCUUCCCCCUCACUUGGAGAAAAUAAAGCAGCAGGCCAAUAAUGCGUUUGCCCGCCAGCAGUGGACACAGGCUAUCCAGCUGUAUAGUUUAGGCAUUCAUGAGGCCAGAGGCAACGCCAUGCUUUACGGGAACCGGGCUGCAGCCUAUAUGAAACGCAAAUGGGAUGGAGACCAUUAUGACGCCCUUAGGGAUUGCGUGAAGGCUCUGGCACUGAACCCGGGACAUCUGAAAGCACAUUUCAGGCUGGCACGGUGUCUGUUUGAGCUGAAAUAUGUGGCCGAGGCUCUGGAAUGUCUAGACGAUUUCAAAGGGAAGUUUCCUGAGCAAGCACACAGCAGUGCCUGCGACGCUUUGGAUAAAGAUAUCAAGGCUGCUCUAUACUCCAAGUCUGAUUCAGACGAUAAAAAGGCCAACAGCUCCAUUCGUUUCCACUCGUUCAGUCGUAAAGAGUCCAUUCCUGAUGACGAGAUAACUCUGAGGGAGCACAGUUUUGACUACAAGCACAGAUACUGUGGCCACUGCAACACCACCACGGACAUUAAAGAGGCCAACUUCUUUGGGAGCAAAGGCCAGUAUAUCGUGAGUGGCUCAGAUGAUGGCUCAUUUUUCAUCUGGGAGAAGGAAACGACUAACCUGGUGAGGAUCCUUCAGGGAGAUGAGUCAAUAGUCAACUGCCUCCAGCCCCACCCAAGCUACUGCUUCCUGGCCACUAGUGGUAUCGACCCUGUGGUUCGGUUAUGGAACCCGCGGCCAGAGACCGAUGGUGACAAUGGGCGUGUGGUGGAGGACAUGGAGGGAGCAGCUCAGGCAAAUCAGCGGCGAAUGAAUGCAGAUCCUUUGGAGGUCAUGCUCCUGAACAUGGGUUAUCGCAUCACAGGCCUGCGCGGCGUUGGACCCGACGGUUCUGAUGAUGAAGACAGCUCGGACGGACCAGUACAGUGCAGGACAAGCUAAAUACCCGUAUUUGUUCUGUAGAAUGGCUGUAGGAAGCAAAGGACUCUCCCAGAUUCUGUUUUAAUACCUGAACCCCGCUUCCCUGUCUGAUAGAACAUUGGGUGUGAUGCCACAUGUCUGCACUAUGCACCGCCAUCCUACGCCAGAUCUGGUGGAAACCACCUUUGGGUUAGGAGCUCAUGGAAGGCAGCAACAUCGCUCCCAUGCUUUCUAGGUACCAACAGCACCCACUCUGCAUUAGCAGAGGUUGAAUAGCGUCUGAGCGGAACCCUUCCACAUCAGCUACCAGUUUCUCACCAAGGAGGAGGUGUGCAGCGCUAAUACCUUCAGGUUUUUGUUGGAGAGUCCCGCAACACAAAGACGCAGCAGUGUAGAUUCACUCGACCUAUUUUCAGGUCGCUCAGUGGCCAGCUUUCAGAUGGAAGAGCACUUUUUGUGUCUGCAAAGCUUCCUGGUUCCUGCUCAGGUUGGAACAGCUGUGCACACCGGUCACAGGUUCUACGUCGGACUCAGUCCUGCGCUCAGAUGGAUUUUCUGUUACAGGAAGUCGUUGAACGAAGCGUAGCUCCUCACAUUGUGAUGAUCGUUGCUAAGAUUAAUCUAUUUAUAGUUUGAACUGUCAGGAAAAGCGAGAGUUUUCUUCUGCCAAAGUUUACCAUCUGUGUUUUAAAACCGCCAAGGAUUAAUGUUUGGGGUUUUUGUUCCUCCGUUUAUUUACACAUAAUUUGCUCAGUGUAGUUUACCGCUUAUAAAGAUGAAUGGGUAAUAACGAGGGAGAAUUUGUAUCACAAAUAACUUUCUAAUAACUUUGAUUUCACUCCUUUUAUUUUGCACAUACAUUUGAGAUGACUUUCUUUUUUGUAAUAAGUGGGAGAUUUGUGUUCCAUUAACUGGGCUGAAAUAAUUGUGACCAUUGAGUUCCUGGCUGUUCCAGUAUUGGUCAGGUUUUCAGCUUGCAUGAGGCUUCUCACGCUGAAGCUGCAAGGUUAAAAAAAAAGAAGAGCCACACCCCAUCAGGUGCACAGAGUACGGCUCAUUGAAUUUCCUUUAAACCCCAGUUAAAACUAUGUUAAAGAACGGGUCCUCACUGGAUCAUUCAGCUUCCAUGUGUUUUAGUUUUGCUUCGGUUUGUUUUCACCUCCACCGUGGACCCUGUAAUGAGCUUUGAUCCAAGCAAAAUUAAAAGAAAAU